AUGAAUAAUUAAAAACAAUCAAUGCUAUAGAAUGAUAAAUGCCUUAAAGGUUUUGAUUAGAAUAUAAAGUCCUAUAAUUUGCAUAAUUAAUACCCUGUACACAAAAAUUUAUGGUGCAAGACUUUUGCAUUUAUUAAGGAUGACUCAAUUUUAGUAAUUGGUUUUAAUAAUAUGAUAAAAGAAUAUCAGAUAAAGAAUGGAAAUAUGAAAUAGUUUUAAGUUUUACUAGGGCAUAGGUUUGAUGUUAAUUGUUUAAAAUGGGCAAAUUUUUAGAAUUAGCUUAUCUCAGGAGGGCAUGAUGGGAAAAUUUUUUGUUGGCCAAAAAAUCUUUCGAGCAAUUCAAAAUUUAUCGCAAAAUGUAAUUUUCAUUCACUUUCCAUUACUCACUUUCUAAUGAAUUCGAAAGAGGAUCUCUUGAUAACAGCCAGCAUGGACUAAACAAUUAAAUUUUCAGAAAAAAAUAAAUAGAAUUAGAUUUGGGAAUGUUCCUAAGUUAUAACAGAGUAUAGAGAUACUAUAUUUAGUUUAAGCUUAAGUUAAAAUGAGAAUAAAUUAAUCUCUUGUGGAUAUGAUAAUUUAAUUUUAGUUUUACAAAAAGAUUAAUAGUUUAAUAGAAACAAUUGGAUUGUUAAAUAAAGGAUUAUUUUGGACCUUCAUGGAUAUAGAUUAAGUUUCAUAAAGGAUGAUUUAUUUUUAUUUUAACCUUAUAAUAAGGAAGAAAUAUGGAUUUAUGAAAUUUCAAAUGAUCUAUUUAUAAAGGCAAAAACUAUUCAUUCAAAAAGUGACUGUUUAGAUUUUGGAACCUUAUUUCCUCACCAAUACAUUUAAUCUAAAAACAUCAUCUUAGCUAAAAAUGGUAACUACAUUCAUUUGAUUAAAUUUGAUAUUCAAGAUAAUUUAGAGGUCUUUUAAUCAAUAAAUUUUGGAGAUUAAUGUAUUUAUGGGUAAUUAAGCAAUGAUGGGUAGUGUUUGAUAACUUGGGACAAUAAGUCCAACUUGAUUUAAUUUAGGGUAUGUGAGAAAAAAUGA
Molecule: messenger RNA, 1029 nt
Organism: Paramecium octaurelia
Lineage: Eukaryota; Ciliophora; Oligohymenophorea; Peniculida; Parameciidae
Source: the annotation of a GenBank genome assembly